Messenger RNA from Grammomys surdaster, 966 nucleotides. Its product is annotated as olfactory receptor 4C15-like. The transcript has 2 exons. Gene Ontology annotation, biological process: G protein-coupled receptor signaling pathway. Bases 22 to 966 code for a protein of 314 amino acids. Gene Ontology annotation, molecular function: G protein-coupled receptor activity; olfactory receptor activity. Gene Ontology annotation, cellular component: membrane. The record is from RefSeq and is a predicted model, not a curated record. NCBI's taxonomy places the organism in Eukaryota, Metazoa, Chordata, Mammalia, Rodentia, Muridae.
AAAUGGACAUUUAAUUUUUCCAUGCGAAUGAUGCUAAAUCAGAGCUUUGUCACUGAGUUCAUACUCCUGGGACUUUCACAGAACCCAAAAGUUGAAAAAAUACUGUUUAUUUUGUUUUUCUUGGUCUACCUUGCAACUAUUGGGGGAAACAUCAUAAUUGUUGUAACAAUUAUAUGCAGUCCAGCACUUUUUGGCUCCCCCAUGUACUUCUUUUUGUCUUUCCUCUCCUUCCUGGAUGCAUGUGUUUCUUCUGUAAUCACACCUAAGAUGAUUGUAGACUUCUUCUAUGAGACAAAGACCAUCUCCUUUGAAUGUUGUAUGCUGCAACUGUUUGCUGUCCACUUCUUCACGGGGGUGGAGGUGAUUGUCCUCUCAGCCAUGGCCUAUGACCGCUAUGUUGCUAUUUGCAAGCCCUUGCACUACUCUUCCAUCAUGACCCAGAGGCUCUGUGGCAUCCUGGUGGGAGUAGCUUGGUCAGGAGGCUUCUUGCAUUCUAUCAUACAGAUUAUCUUCACUUUGCAGCUGCCCUUCUGUGGACCCAAUGUUAUUGAGCAUUUCAUAUGUGACUUGUUCCCAUUACUGAAGCUAGCCUGCACCAACACGCACAUUUUUGUCAUUUUGGUGUUUGCCAACAGUGGGUCUAUCUGCAUCAUUAUUUUUUCCUUAUUGCUUGUUUCCUAUAGUGUCAUCUUACUCUCUCUGAGAGCUCACAGUUCUGAAGGGAGGCGUAAAGCACUCUCUACCUGUGGAUCCCACAUUAUUGUUGUGCUUUUGUUCUUUGUUCCAUGCAUAUUAAUAUAUGCACGAAAUACUUCUGCAUUCUCAUUUGAGAAAAAUGUGUUUAUAUUCGCUGAUGUCCUGACACCAUUACUAAAUCCUAUGGUAUACACUUUCAGGAAUAAGGAAAUGAAGAAUGCCAUCAAGAAAAUGUGGAAGAGAUUGUUUAAUACUUCUGAUAAGCAUUAG